Molecule: messenger RNA, 1668 nt
Organism: Elephantulus edwardii (Cape elephant shrew)
Lineage: Eukaryota; Metazoa; Chordata; Mammalia; Macroscelidea; Macroscelididae
Product: atherin-like
Exons: 4
Coding region: 1-1668 (555 amino acids)
Biological process (GO): negative regulation of BMP signaling pathway
Cellular component (GO): AMPA glutamate receptor complex
Molecular function (GO): protein binding
Source: RefSeq, a predicted model, not a curated record
AUGGGAACGGCAGAGCGGAGGCUGACAGGUGUGCUCUCCACAAGCGGGGACUUGAGCACGUGCGGCAGUGGGACGCAGGCUGGGGUGCGGCGAAGUGGGUGCGGGGAGAAAGCGUCCAGCACCACGGUCGCGCUCAGGCUGGAGAGCCCAGAGGUGGCAGCGGCGGCGGCUGCAAGAGGCGACCCCGCGGCUGAGAGGAGCGCGCCCGCGCCGCACCACCGGGACAAGCUCGCCAGCCAGCCGCUUCCUCUCCCUCUGAGGAGCAGCCACUGCUCCUGGCAUUUCCGCCGCCUGCUCCGGAGGCAUCCUAAGCCCCGGCCACGCACAAUUGCUGCCAACAAAGAGGAGCGGAGAGGUCAAGCAGCUCCUUGGGUCCAUUCGUCCUGGAGAGCAGAGGAGGAGACCAGGCUCGAGCAGACAGGGAAGCGAGUUUGGGCUGAGGCAACUGACUGGAUGAAGCGGGAUGAGAAAACCCCUGGAGACGCCCUAGCGAGUGCACGCGCCAGGCGGAGCGCGCAGGUGGGGCUGCUCUCUCCGCGGUCCGCACCGCGUGGUCCUCGCUCUAGCCCCGAGGAUGGGCGCUGGCGCCCCGGGGCCCCGCCCGCCCCGCCCGCCCCGCCCGCCCCUGCCACCUCCGCGCCCCUGGCGAUCCUGGCUUCCUGCCCAUGCUCCUUGCUCAUGUAUGGGAAGCCCAGUUCCAAGGCGAUGGCAAUUGGUGCACUCUCUACUUCCCUCCUGGUCACCUGCUGCCUGAUGGUGGCUCUGUGCAGUCCAAGCAUCCCGCUGGAGAAACUGGCCCGGGCGCCUGAGCAGCCAGGCCAGGAGAAGCGCGAGCACGCGUCUCGGGACAACCUCGGGCGGGUAAGCGAGCUCGGCCGCCCCGCAAGAGACGAGGGCGCUGGUGGCCGGGACUGGAGGAACAAGGGCGGCCGCGGGCUCGCCAGCAGGGACGCAUGGAGCAAGCAGAAACAGGCCUGGGCUGCCCAGGGCGGGGGCGUCCAGGCCCGGAACCUGCAGGGCCGGCCCCGCGGAGACACCCCUCAGCUGGAGCCCCCAGCAGCUGCAGCAGCUGCAGCAGCUGCAGCACCUCAGGACUCAGCAGGCCCAGAGCUCGUGUCCACGCUCGAGCCGCCUGAGGAGUACGCAUACCCCGACUACCGAGGCAAAGGCUGCGUAGACGAGAGCGGCUUCGUGUACGCAAUUGGGGAGAAGUUCGCACCUGGCCCGUCUGCCUGUCCGUGCCUGUGUACUGAGGAAGGGCCGCUGUGCGCGCAGCCCGAGUGCCCGCGCCUGCACCCGCGCUGCAUCCACGUCGACAGGAGCCAGUGCUGCCCGCAGUGCAGAGAGAGGAAGAACUAUUGUGAGUUCCGGGGCAAGACCUACCAGGCACUGGAGGAGUUCGUGGUGUCCCCAUGUGAGCGGUGCCGCUGUGAAGCCAGUGGGGAAGUGCUGUGCACAGUAUCUGCUUGUCCUCAGACAGAGUGUGUGGACCCCGUGUACGAGCCUGAUCAGUGCUGCCCAAUCUGCAAAAAUGAACUUGAGAGUAGUUUGGAAGACGGUGGCCUCAGGAAGAUCAAGUCCCAGAAAUUCUUCUAUGGCUACAGGAAUUGGGCCUUUCUUGUCCUGAGGCAUGAUCCUGAGCUGCAGGAAUGGUCUAAGGAUCUCUGA